AUCUCAUAGAUAGAAAGAAAUAGUGGAUUUUUAACAAAAAUGUGGAGUUUUCAACAACUGGAUUACUAUCAGUUUGACCGUGACACUUUGAACUACUGAUACCAAUUCAGUUGUUGAAAGCUCCACAAUUUGUUAAUAAUCUCUUCAAUAAUCUCUUGUUCAAACCCCCCCAUAACCGAUGGCAUUGAAGACUAUAUAAAAAGAUUGACCGGAUCCAUUGAUAUCAGUGAUCUUCAUCCAAGCGAUAGACGAUGAAGUGCCUUGUCUUCUUGCUUCUACUUUGUGUUUCAACAAUAUUUUCGAUUGAUGGUAAUCCAAAGGUGAUUAUCAUCGGCGCCGGACCGGCUGGCAUAGCUGCAGCUUCUAGAUUACUACAGAAUGGUAUUAACAAUGUCACCAUUCUGGAAGCUGAAGACAGAUAUGGUGGAAGAAUUAAGAAAACAAAAAUAGGGGAAUAUAUCACAGAUCUGGGGGCUCAAUGGGUCCACGGAGAGGUAGGAAAUGUGGCUAAUCAACUCGCUGCGCCAUUAGGUCUUCUGUCGAAAUCCGUGAGGCCGGGGGAUACCGAGCCAAUCUAUGAUGUCAUGGUUUUCGAUUCUUCUGGAACAAAACUCCCGGAAGAAGUAAUCCGUGGGUUUCCAGAAUUCGGGGGGGAAAUUAAAGGUGACAUGAUCGGGCUUGAUGAUUUGAAAAAUGGAUCUUUUGGAGAAUACAUGAGGAAGAGAGUUGACGAUUGGUUCGCGAAACGCCCCGAGAUUGAUCCUAAAUUACAUAAACCUUUAACUCACUCAAUGGAACUAGUUAUGAUGGCGAUAGUUGGAGCCGAAAGCUCAGACGAUGUAUCUGCACUGGGAGUUAAAAACGCUCCUGCAUGUCCUGGGUUUGGGGACCUCAAUUGGAAGGAAAGAACUUAUGGAACUAUUUUGGAUAUACUCAUGAAAAGGUAUCCAAACCCCGAAGAAGAACUGCCAGUCUUGAACAAAACUAUGCUAAACAAAAAAAUAACGAAGGUUAACUAUGCGGAGGAAGGACCAGUGAGAGUGACUAGUGCCGAUGGAGAGGAAUACACGGCUGAUCAUGUUAUUUUUACCGCUUCAUUGGGAGUUUUGAAGGCCGAUCAUGAAAAACUUUUCGAGCCCCAGUUACCAGAAAAGAACAAGAAAGCUAUUGAGGCACUUGGCAUGGGUAAAAGUGCUAAGAUAUUGCUGUAUUAUGAAAAUCCGUGGUGGGAAUCCGGAGGACACUGGGCCAUACACACAUUUUUAUGGACUGAGGACGACCGCAAAGCCCUAGAAAAUGAUCCUGAGAGAGCAUGGAUGUUGGGCCUGACGUACGGCUUCGAGGUCGAGUACAAGCCGAAAUUGUACCAGAUUUGGUUGAGUGGGCCUCAUUUAGAGCAGAUGGAGCGCCUUUCCGAGGACUUAUUCAAAAAUCAAACUCUGGAAAUAAUUCAAAGAUUUUUUGGCAAAACGCACAAUUUAACAGAACCCACCGAGAUCCAGAGAACAUCGUGGAAUACUAAUGAGAACUUUCGUGGAAGUUACAGUUAUCCAACGAUGCAGUCAGUGACGACAGUGUCAGGCCCUGCCGAACUAGGCGAGCCAGUGAUGCGCGGGGGAAUCCCCGUUCUAUCAUUUGCAGGAGAAGCUACCGAACCUAAGUAUUUCGCAAUGGUUCACGGUGCAAUAGCCUCCGGCUGGCGUGAGGCAGAUCGCCUCAUAAAUUUGUAUCAACAAUAACAAUUCGGUUAAUAAAGCUGAUUAAUAAAGUUAAAAUUGUCAUUUUUAA
This is a messenger RNA of Diachasma alloeum, 1788 nucleotides long. Its product is annotated as spermine oxidase. Gene Ontology annotation, molecular function: polyamine oxidase activity. The transcript is spliced from 6 exons. Bases 252 to 1739 code for a protein of 495 amino acids. The record is from RefSeq and is a predicted model, not a curated record. Lineage: Eukaryota; Metazoa; Arthropoda; Insecta; Hymenoptera; Braconidae.